Molecule: messenger RNA, 1179 nt
Organism: Colletotrichum aenigma
Lineage: Eukaryota; Fungi; Ascomycota; Sordariomycetes; Glomerellales; Glomerellaceae
Gene: rpc6
Product: putative DNA-directed RNA polymerase III subunit rpc6
Exons: 2
Coding region: 1-1179 (392 amino acids)
Biological process (GO): transcription by RNA polymerase III
Cellular component (GO): RNA polymerase III complex
Source: RefSeq, a predicted model, not a curated record
AUGGCUACGACCCCAGCGGCCCCCUCCCCCGCCGCCACGACCUCGAGCACCGACUCCAAGCUCGAGGUCUGGAAGGAGACGCUCUACGACGCCUUCCAGAAGGCCGGUGACGAGAACCACCUCUUCAGCCAGUACGACAUCCUCGACUUCGAAAUCAUCCCCAACCGCGACACCGUCACCCUCCUCAAGGUCCUCCAGAGCCUCACAAAUGACCGCCUCCUCAUCGCCGUCUCCUCCCAGACGGGCCUCGCCUGGCGAUGGCGCUCCAUGGAGGAUGCAGAGAAGUACAAACUCUGCUCGACCGACGAACAGCGCAUGGUCUACGGCGCGAUCGACGAAGCAGGCGGCGACGGCAUCUGGUCCAAGACAAUCCAGCACCGCCUCAACAUGCACGACUCCGUCCUCAAGACAGCCCUCAAACAGCUCCAGGGCAAGGGCCUCAUCGCCCCCUUCAAGAACGUCGAGCACCCCAACAAGCGCAUGUUCAUCAAGGCCUCCAUGCGCCCCUCGGAGCGCGCCACCGGCGGGCCCUGGUUCACCGACUCCGCCUUCGACGAGGCCUUCAUCGAGGACCUGCAGCGCGUCAUCUUCGACCAGAUCAAGCGCAAGAGCACCUACCACAGCACCGGCGCCUCCUCCUCCGCCACCCGCACUGCCGUCCCGAAAAAGGGCGUGCUCAAGGGCGGGCUGGAGAACAAGGGCAAAAAGCGCUCCGCAGGCGAGAUCUCCGGCGGCGACAGCGACGAUAAGACCGCCGUGCAGCAGCCCCCUCCCAAGCGCGAGCCCGCGCUGCUGCCCCUGCCGGCCGGCUUCAAGGAGUACCCCACCGUGCGCGAGAUCGCGCGCUUCAUCUCGCAGACCGGCAUUACCACCGACACAAUCCUCGGCGAGGAGGACGUGCAGAAGCUGAUCGAUGUCCUGGUCUUCGACGGCCUCGUAGAGCCCGUCCGCGUGGCCGGGCGGACGGGGUACCGCGUCUGCAGGGCGCCGCGGCAGAGCCUGCAGGGCUGGGCGGGCCGGCAGGAGGGCGGCGCCGACGAGGGCGGGCCGGAGCCGCGCGUCAACGGGUUCACGGAGGCGCCGUGCGGGCGGUGUCCCGUGUUUGAGCUCUGCGAGGAGGGCGGGCCGGUCAACGCGAGCAAUUGCGUGUAUUUCCAGCGGUGGUUGGGGUUGGAGUGA